This is a messenger RNA of Megalobrama amblycephala (Wuchang bream), 6952 nucleotides long. RefSeq lists its product as uncharacterized. Bases 1385 to 6106 code for a protein of 1573 amino acids. The transcript has 4 exons. Gene Ontology annotation, biological process: DNA integration. Lineage: Eukaryota; Metazoa; Chordata; Actinopteri; Cypriniformes; Xenocyprididae. Gene Ontology annotation, molecular function: nucleic acid binding; zinc ion binding. The record is from RefSeq and is a predicted model, not a curated record.
AAGAGGAGGUUAUUGAAGUGGAGGAGAGGGUUAUUCUCAGACAAGAUUCCUGUCAGCUUCCCAGAAACGAGCCCAAACGAAUAGUAACAGGCAGUACAGGAGAAAGUCUGGAGGUGUGGCGUGAGUUGGAUCUUCAACGUGUUGAGCAGGAUUUGAGACGUGUGCAAUCCAAAGGCAUCAGAAGUCUAGCGGUGCUGCUACUGCAUUCUUACACAUGGGCGGCUCAUGAGAAGGCUGUGGGGUCUUUGGCAAAGCGUCUUGGUUUCACUCAGGUGUCUCUUUCCAGUGAGGUGAUGCCCAUGGUGCGAGCAGUGCCUCGUGGGUACACUGUUUGUACUGACGCCUACCUUACGCCGAAAAUACACCUAUACCUCACUGAAUUCACUGCAGGCUUUAAAGGAGGCUUGAAGGUCCCGUAAUUGGAUGACGUCGCGGCCAGUCAUCGGAGUCUCGCGACAUCCCGAGAACCAAUGAGACGCUAGUGGGCGCGUAUAAAGACCCGGAUGCGACACGAGCGCGGGAGAAGCGUUUGCUUUGUUUUGUUUGCUCUCCUGCGUUUGCUGUCGUGUUUUUGCUCUUGUUUAGUUUGAUUUGUUUAUUGUGUGUUUUCUUCACUUGAAACUGUGUUCAUCAUGCCCUACUACUGAUACUGUGAUUAUGGCGUGACUCGACUCUUGAUUUGUCAGAGUUUGUUCAAGUCCUUCUCCGAUACAUAGUGAUGGGACCAGGUUAGUAUGUCACGUGACUUACACCUCGCAACACGUAGAGUAAAGUUGUUUAAACACACUAGUUUAGGAGCGGGUGCCAAUUUAUGUAUUUAUGUUUGUUAGUUAGUGUAGAUAGCGGUGUUCUACACUGAAGAUGUUAUUUUCCUUGCUUUCUUUUGAUUAGUUUAGAAUUUGUUGGGGUUUAGUUAACUUGUUUUGUUUUAUUGAUUUUUUUUGUUUUAGCACCGCUCUCGUCCCUCGCUUUGUUAUCGUUUAUUUUACUUUUGUACAUAAUUUGUAAAUAGGUAUUUGUUUGUUUUGGAUGUAUGUUUGGUUCACUGCUUAUUGUAUCAUUGGUGUUUUGUUACAUUGAAUUAUUUUUCCCUUACUAAAAGCAACUACAAAUUUAGUUCUUCUCUGCCUGUUUCUUUACUACACACAUCACAUCUCCUUAAUAAAUGAGUCCAUUCUUUUAACAGCUUUUUAAUAGUUAAUCUUUUCUCAUGUUACGUCUCCAUAUCCUCUAGACGCCAGGGGGACGUAACAUAAUUGGGGGCUCGUCCCAAAGCGAUGCUGUCUCCUUUGUUAAGGAAUAAGGUGUGUGUGGUUACAGGCAGAAUUUUGUGUGAAUGCAGGUUGAGCAAAUUUGGUCUCGUGGCAUAUGUUGAUGAGUUUUGAUGGCGUUUAACUUGCAGAGCUUUGUUAAUAAUCCCUCAUUAGAGGUGAUUGAGAAGUGCAGAAAAGAUGAGUUGUUAAUUAUAGCUAACCACUUCCAAAUUGCGAUUCCAAAGCAAACUUUAAAAAAGAAAAUUAAAGCUGAAUUGAUUGACUGCUUAAUUGACUCUGGAGUGUUAAGCUUGCCGGUGGUAGACCGAGGGGCAGAUCUUGCGGGCAUGGAGCAGAAUGCUGGGAAGGUAGGUGAAGGUGAGGGCGAGUUAGUCACAGCGGAGGCGGAGGCUACCGUUGGGGCAACUCUUCCACCUUUUGAACCUUUUUCACCAGUCUCUCCCAGGUCAACAGGGGAGGCGCAGUUGAGAGUGCGGAUUGAACGGCUCCGUAUGGAAGCUCGAGAAAGAGCACAAUCCCGCCAAGCAGAACUAGAUCUGCGUCUACAGGUGCGCAAGCUCGAAAUUGAAGCCGAUAAGGAGGUUAAGCUUCGACAGUUGGACAUCGAGGCGGCGAAGGCUGCUGCGGUUUCCUCUGUUCCACAGAACUCUUCAUCGGUAAGUGACAAUUCAGCUAAUUCGACUUCAGCCACUUUUGAUGUUGGCAAACAUAUUGCCUUAGUGCCAAGUUUUCGUGAAACGGAAGUGGAUAGCUAUUUUAACGCUUUCGAAAGAAUUGCAACUUCUUUGGGUUGGCCAAAAGAGGUAUGGUCAUUGUUGUUGCAAUGUAAAUUAGCUGGGAAAGCUUUAGAAGUUUAUUCAACCUUGUCUUUAGAAGACAGUCUUAAGUAUGAGGUGGUUAAGCUAGCUGUACUUAAAGCUUAUGAAUUAGUCCCAGAGGCCUAUAGGCAGCAAUUUCGUACUCGUAGAAAAAACGCCAGUCAAACGUACGUCGAAUUUGCCCGAGACAAGGGAAUCCUUUUUGAUAGGUGGUGCGCUUCUAGUAAGGUGGAUGAUUUCACAUCGCUUAGAGAGCUUAUGCUACUAGAAGAUUUUAAACAGUGUCUUCCAGAGAGAAUGGUGCUGUAUUUGAAUGAACAGAAAGUAACAACUUUAUCUCAGGCAGCAGUGUUAGCGGAUGAGUUUGUGCUCACACACCGAAAUGUUUUUCAGCCAGCAAGCAUUGAAAAGUCCUUUUUUAGGGUGCCGACGAAAGUUCAGCAACCCAAGUUAAAUGGCGAGAAGCCCAAAGAAAUGCGGGAGUGUUUUUACUGUCAUAAGAAGGGACAUGUUAUAGCGGAUUGUUUGACUCUGAAGCGUAAGCAGCAGACCCAAACAAAAGAGGUUGCAUUUGUGAAUGCCAUUGAUCCGGGUGCACAUCUUGAACAGAUUCAAGGUGAGGUUGACAGUGUUUAUGUACCAUUUCUUUCUAAAGGUUACGUAUCAUUAUCAGGUAAGGAGGAAGAUCAGGUAGAAGUGCGGGUGUUAAGAGACACGGGCGCUGCCCAGUCAUUUGUGUGUGCAGAUGUUUUGCCUUUUUCAGAUCAGACAUCAGUUGGAUCUAAUAGACUCGUACAGAGUUUCAGCAUGGAGGUCAUGAGAGUCCCGGUUCAUCGUAUCCAUCUGCAGACAGACUUGGUGUCCGGUUUUGUGGAGGUAGGAGUACGCCCUGCUUUACCAGUGAAAGGGGUAUCCUUCAUUUUGGGUAACGAUUUGGCCGGAGGGAAGGUGGUACCUUCACUUGAGGUAGUUGAUACUCUGACAGAGCAUAGCUCUGAUGAUUUGGCACAGAAAUAUCCAAGUGCAUUUACUGCUUGCGUCAUCACACGUGCUCAAUCAAAGAAAGAUGGUGGUGUGUCUUUAUUUGACUCUUUCUUAUGUGCAGAUCAAGAGGCUGAGGGAAGUCUUGCAGAUGAGUCUCAUGUCAGUGAUCAGGGGAAUGAGGUUGUCGUAAGCGACCCAUUAAUAUUGACGGUAACUCGUGAAAAGCUAAUUGAAGCUCAGAAGAAUGAUAUUUCACUUGUGAAAUGUUUUAAACUGGCUGAGAAACCUGCACUUAACAAUGUCUCAUUUUUAGUGAGAGAUGGACUGCUGGUGCGGAAGUGGCAUAAAAAUAAUGCUGUCGAGGAUGAGUGGAACGUUGUUUAUCAGGUGGUGGUUCCUUCCAUUUUUCGUCAACAGGUAUUGUCGUUGGCGCACGAUCAUCUGCUCUCCGGACACUUAGGGGUGACGAAAACAUACAAUCGUGUUUUACAGCAUUUCUUUUGGUACGGUUUGAAGCGUGACGUUGUAAAGUACUGCAAGACUUGUCAUGUUUGCCAGUAUGCUGGAAAGCCAAACCAGGUGAUUCCACCAGCCCCUUUAAUUCCAAUUCCCGUCAUAGGCGAACCUUUUGAACAUGUGAUUGUGGAUUGUGUUGGUCCUUUGCCAAAGACCAAAUCUGGUAAUCAGUUUUUAUUGACUAUUAUGUGUUCAGCUACCAGAUACCCGGAAGCAAUUCCACUACGCAAAAUCACAUCCCGAGCAGUCGUUAAAGUUUUAACAAAGUUUUUUACCACAUUUGGUUUACCAAGAAUUGUCCAGACUGAUCAGGGGACUAAUUUUCUGUCUAAGUUGUGUGCUCAAGUUUUUAAGUCACUCAAUAUUACACAUCGCAUAGCCAGUGCCUAUCACCCAGAAAGUCAGGGGUCCUUGGAGAGGUUCCAUCAGACUUUAAAAGCAAUGCUUAGGAAAUACUGCCUCGAGACAGGGUCCGAGUGGGAUGAAGGUGUUCCCUUGCUUUUAUUUUCAAUUCGUGAAACAGUGCAGGAGUCCCUCAAGUUCAGCCCAUCAGAGCUGGUCUUUGGCCAUACUGUUAGAGGACCAUUGAAAGUCCUAAAAGAGAGGAUGUUAGGCAUUGAGGACUCUAAGAAAACAAACGUGUUAGACUAUGUUAGCAAAUUCCGUGAUCAACUUCAGAAAUCAUGUAUGCUGGCUCGUGAGACAUUGGCUAAAGCUCAAGGCAAGAUGAAAAUGUGGUAUGAUAAAUCUGCUGUCAACAGAUCUUUUGCAGUUGGCGAUCAGGUGCUGGUUCUACUUCCCGUUCCAGGGUCUGCAUUAACUGCACGGUUUUCAGGGCCUUAUGAGAUCUUGGAGAAGAGAGGAGAGACAGAUUAUGUAUUGCGUACACCAGAUAGGAGACGUCAGAAACGGGUAUGUCAUAUCAAUAUGUUAAAAGCUUACCAUACCAGAGAUGACAGGGAGUCACCUAAGGAGAAGGAAGACGAUUGUGUCCGUCCAGUAGGUGUGGCAUGUGACAAGAGCUCAUUUGCUGACGAUCAAGACAAUGCGGAAGGCUUAUUGGAGUUAGAUACCCCAUUGUUAUCUGCUAGAUUGUCUAAUUCUGAAACCCUAGCCAAUCUGUCAAGUUUCUUGGCACAUCUUAAUACCGAUCAGAGGGAUGAUAUCAUUAAACUCCUUAGCAAUUUUUCUUCUAUACUGGGGGACACUCCUACACUAACCAAUGUUUUACAGCAUGAUAUCAAUGUAGGGGAGGCCCAGCCGAUUAAGCAGCAUCCUUAUAGAGUUAACUUUAUUAAAAGAGCUGCAAUGAAGAAGGAAACUCAGUAUCUAUUAGAGAAAGGUUUAGCCAGUCCUAGUCUUAGUGCAUGGAGUUCGCCAUGUCUUUUGGUACAAAAGUCAGAUGGUACCGCACGCUUUUGUACAGACUACCGACGUGUCAAUGCUGUAACUGUCCCUGAUUGUUUCCCGAUGCCACGGAUAGAGGACUGUGUUGACAGCGUUGGUUCCGCCAAAUUUGUGAGUAAGCUGGAUUUGCUCAAGGGAUAUUGGCAAGUUCCAUUAACGCCCAGAGCAUCUGAAAUUUCAGCUUUUGUAACACCAGAUUGUUUUCUUCAGUACAGGGUUAUGGCGUUCGGCCUGCGAAAUGCCGCAGCCACUUUUCAGAGACUGGUUAAUUUGGUUCUUGCUGAUGUCCCGAAUUGUAACGCUUAUCUUGAUGAUAUUGUGGUUUAUUCACAGAGUUGGAGUGAGCAUGUAUCUCUUUUAGAGACUGUGUUCAAGCAUUUGCAGGAGGCUUCAUUGACUUUGAAUUUCUCCAAGUGUGAAAUCGGUAAGGCUACAGUGACUUACCUUGGUAAGCAGGUGGGGUAUGGUCAAGUACGUCCGGUGAUGGCCAAAAUUUCAGCGAUAAAUGACUUUCCAGUACCUAAGACCCGACGUGAGCUACGUAGAUUCCUGGGCAUGGCCGGUUUCUAUCGGUGUUUUUGUCGCAAUUUCUCCUCCGUUGCUGCACCAUUAACUACUUUACUCAGUCCUUCAGAACAUUUUGUCUGGUCAACUGAUUGUCAAACAGCAUUUGAAAAUAUUAAAGUGUUGCUGUGUAGUAAGCCUGUUCUGUCUGCUCCAAAUUUCUCCUUGGCGUUCAAACUGGAGGUGGAUGCGAGUGAUUUAGGAGCUGGUGCCGUACUCAUACAAGAGGAUAAGGAUGGAAUCGAUCACCCGGUCUGUUAUUUCUCUAAGAAGUUUAAUAGAAGUCAACGGAACUAUUCAACGAUAGAGAAGGAGGCUUUGGCUUUGCUGUUGGCAAUCCAACACUUCGAGGUUUACGUUGGUUCUUCUGUAUUUCCUGUGACUGUUUAUACAGACCACAACCCUUUAACUUUUAUUUCACGUAUGCGUAACCAGAACCAAAGGUUGAUGAGGUGGUCCCUUAUUUUUCAGAACUACAAUCUUGAGAUCCGGUACAAGAAGGGUACAGAUAAUGUCGUGGCAGACGCUCUGUCUCGGGUCUAAGGAAGAGUACCUACUGGUAUAGGUUGGUUCUAUCAAACAUGUGUAUGUUUGUUUUUUAAGGGUGGGGGUGUUACGUCCCGUAGCGUCUCUCUCUCUCUCUCUCUCUCUCUCUCUCUCUCCUUCACUGUCACUUGUUACAGGUCCCGUAAUUGGAUGACGUCGCGGCCAGUCAUCGGAGUCUCGCGACAUCCCGAGAACCAAUGAGACGCUAGUGGGCGCGUAUAAAGACCCGGAUGCGACACGAGCGCGGGAGAAGCGUUUGCUUUGUUUUGUUUGCUCUCCUGCGUUUGCUGUCGUGUUUUUGCUCUUGUUUAGUUUGAUUUGUUUAUUGUGUGUUUUCUUCACUUGAAACUGUGUUCAUCAUGCCCUACUACUGAUACUGUGAUUAUGGCGUGACUCGACUCUUGAUUUGUCAGAGUUUGUUCAAGUCCUUCUCCGAUACAUAGUGAUGGGACCAGGUUAGUAUGUCACGUGACUUACACCUCGCAACACGUAGAGUAAAGUUGUUUAAACACACUAGUUUAGGAGCGGGUGCCAAUUUAUGUAUUUAUGUUUGUUAGUUAGUGUAGAUAGCGGUGUUCUACACUGAAGAUGUUAUUUUCCUUGCUUUCUUUUGAUUAGUUUAGAAUUUGUUGGGGUUUAGUUAACUUGUUUUGUUUUAUUGAUUUUUUUUGUUUUAGCACCGCUCUCGUCCCUCGCUUUGUUAUCGUUUAUUUUACUUUUGUACAUAAUUUGUAAAUAGGUAUUUGUUUGUUUUGGAUGUAUGUUUGGUUCACUGCUUAUUGUAUCAUUGGUGUUUUGUUACAUUGAAUUAUUUUUCCCUUACUAAAAGCAACUACAAAUUUA